Rubroshorea leprosula is the source of this 961-nucleotide messenger RNA. NCBI's taxonomy places the organism in Eukaryota, Viridiplantae, Streptophyta, Magnoliopsida, Malvales, Dipterocarpaceae. The record is from the annotation of a GenBank genome assembly.
GCCUGGCUCUUUUCCCGCUGCCCUCCAAUAGUUUCACCUCCCCUUCUUUUCCCCUUGCCUGAGGGAAUCAGUCAAAUCUGUGAAGAGAAGCGGAGCGUUUUGGAACAGUAGAUCUGAUCGUUUAAAGGUCAGUCAUUACAUCGUUUGGUCCCAGUUUUUUCUCCCAUCUUAUAUUUGCCGCUUUGUUUCUUUCUUUUCAAAUUGUAUUUUUGAGCAAUUUUGUAGUUUAUGUUCCAUAAUGCAUGCUGGGUUUGAUUCCACUAUGAAUUCUGAAUUUACGGUUUUAAUGGGUUGAUGGGUUUGGACCCAAAUGUUAAGGGUAUAUUAUUGAAGUGAUGGGUUGAGGUUUUUUUUAGAGGGUGGUGUAUCGUGUCAAGACCUUUGCCCGUUGUUUUUUAGCAUGCGUCUAUGUUGGACAGAGUAUGGAUUUUUCCAGUGUUUGGAUGAUUGGUGAAUUGGUAGACUUGGGCAAUUCUUUUCUGGCAUUGUGAGUUUUGUAGUUAUUGGGAUUAUGUUGUUUUACUGCUUUACUGUUAUGUUAUUUGAUGAUGAUAACGACAGAACUUGAAGUGAAAUCGUCUGUAACUUGGGGGUUCAUGCUUCGUUCCAUCCCAAGGAACUGUUGCCACGGCAUGUUGUCUUUCCUUGCUUGAUGGCUUCACCAAUUAGUAAAUGAAGACUGACUGUUGCCAUAGCAAACCUCAUUUAAAGACUGCCUUGUAGAAACUCAUGAUAUGUUUUCUACAUGGUGUUCUGUGAAUUUUAUUUUGGGUUCUCUCUUCGGAUCGUACUGUUAUGGAGAGAUCUCUAUAUUACUCUCUCCUUAUAACCAUUUAACUUUUAAAUAAAUUAGUGUUCUUUUUAUUACUAAUCCACAAUUUCCAACUUGGACACUUUCAUGAUUGCAAAAUUUGGUAACCUAAGACACCUUCAUGAAACUUAAUACAAGAACAUCCUUUUC